AUGAAUAGACUCCUACCAGCCCUGCUGUGCAUGGGGUCCCUCGCCAUGCGGCCGCAGAGUGAGACGAGAGAUCCGGCUGAUGCUGAAACCCUCAUCGACCCCUCGGAUCUUGAGGAUCCCACUGCGCCAAAGCUGGCCCCGUUUGAGCUGGAUGUGAUCAUUGACAACGAAGAAGCAGUUCUCCAAAAGUACGAGGGACGCGUUGCUGGAACUCUGCUCUACGACGUUGUGCCCGAGCAAGACAGCUUGGAUAGUGCUGCUUCUGCAGUUGCCGCUGACUUGCAAGAGCGACUCCAGAAGGAGUUGGGCACUUCAUGCGUGAUUCAGAAGGAAGGAACUCAUGGUAAAACCGUGAAGCUCGUCAUGGAACUUACAGGCUACAAGCUGGACAAUGUACUGCCGCCAAAGGUCGCCAAGGAUCUUGCUAGCGCCAUGUCAUCACUGGAAGGAGCAAUUCUUGCUGUCGGGGGGGUGCAAAGCGUGUACGAUGACGUACUAUCGAAAGUCAAGGCUUUCUUGAAAGCCAAAUGGGAAGAGAAGAUCCCACGGCUUGUGCAGGGAAAGCUUUUGGAGAAUCAGGUUGAAGCAAAUGUGGUGGCAAGACCAUGCAAUUUGAAGGUAUCACCUGCGCCUGUCCCACUGCCACCGGUUGCAGUGCAUGAGCCCACAACACCCUUCGAGACCUACCUUCGCGUUGAGAUCGCCGACCGCCUGCCGUUGGCCCGUUCUGUGAAUUCCAGCCUGCAAGCUGCAGACUUGCAGAACUUGACCCAGUCCAAGUAUUUGGCCUUGAUCAAGCCAAAGCUGGAGGAGAAGGUCGCAAGAGCUAUACGGGAACAGCUCGGAGAUGCUUUCCCGUUCCAAGCAGCCGCGGAGAGUGAUUCUGACUUCGGCCAGCAAUCUCGGCACAGCUUUUGGCUCGGGAUCAGAGUCUUCAACUUUGAGGAGAUGGCGGCAUUGAGGAAGGUCAGGGGCGAGACCUUCGCAGGCAACGUGCAGCGGCUCUUUGAUUUGCUGGAUUCAUUGCGAAGUUGUGGUGUUCCCGAGCUCGAUGGGGCAGACGAGACCAUCCACAGUUCUCUUCGACAUGGUCCGCUACGAGCCUUGCAUGCAGGCUUCGAGCAGAAGAUCCGCAAUCUCCUGGGUGUAGAGCUCCAGGCCGUCAGCGCCGCUAUCCAUGGAAACUUGCAGAAGUUGGCAACAGAGGGCGUGUGCUGCAGAAGUGAAAGGAGGUCCAGAGGGGGCGUGAAGCCGGAUGAGGUCUUCUGGGUGACCGCCGAAGUGAGUGAUGGAGACACGGACAGCACGCAUAACGGCUACUGCCCUUCUAUCCUAGUGACUCUCAACCCGCCAUGUGUGUCAGAACCGAGCUCCAGAGUGGGCGUCGUGGCAUUGCACCACAGGCCAUACACAGAAUGCUUCAACAUGGCGGCGCUCCAGGAUUUCCGAAAGGCGGUGGAGAGGACGGCGCCCUUGGUAUCAACCACCUGCUAG
Effrenium voratum is the source of this 1494-nucleotide messenger RNA. NCBI's taxonomy places the organism in Eukaryota, Dinophyceae, Suessiales, Symbiodiniaceae. The record is from the annotation of a GenBank genome assembly.